Messenger RNA from Physeter macrocephalus (sperm whale), 2318 nucleotides. Its product is annotated as vasculin-like protein 1. Bases 1 to 1599 code for a protein of 532 amino acids. The transcript has 3 exons. Gene Ontology annotation, cellular component: nucleus. The record is from RefSeq and is a predicted model, not a curated record. Gene Ontology annotation, biological process: positive regulation of DNA-templated transcription; DNA-templated transcription. Gene Ontology annotation, molecular function: RNA binding; DNA binding. NCBI's taxonomy places the organism in Eukaryota, Metazoa, Chordata, Mammalia, Artiodactyla, Physeteridae.
AUGGUUCCCAAAUGUAACACUGAAGUACUGUCUAGUGUUCCUAAGCACAAGAAGAUUGUGAUGCGCUUUAUGGAAAAAAUAACCGUAAAUUUGGUUGAUGAAGUUUUCAAAAGGCAGUGCGGCGUGAAAAAUGUUAAACGCUCAGGCAAGGUAUUCUCUGCAGAUACGGGGACUGUGAAGGAAAUUUUAGAAUACUUGCUAAGUGUUAUACAAGAAAAGAAGUUACGUGGAAGAUCACCUACAGCCACCUUUGAAAAACACGGAGAGCACCUACCCCGAGGAGAUGGUAGAUUUGGAGUAAGCCGUCGUCGACAUAAUUCCUCUGAUGGCUUUUUUCACAAUGGACCUCUACGGACGACAGGAGAUUCCUGGCACCAGCCCUCCCUGUUUCGGCACGAUUCUGUGGACUCUGGUGUCUCUAAGGGAGCAUAUGCUGGAAUCACAGGGAACCUAUCUGGUUGGCACGGCUCUUCCCGAGGUCACGAUGGCAUGAGCCAGCGUAGUGGGGCUGGCACAGGGAACCAUCGCCACUGGAAUGGCAGCUUCCACUCCCGGAAAGGCUGUGCCUUUCAGGAAAAGCCACCUACAGAGAUUAGGGAAGAGAAGAAAGAUGAUAAGGUAGAAAAGUUGCAGUUUGAAGAAGACGACUUUCCUUCUUUGAAUCCAGAAGCUGGCAAACAGAAUCAGCCAUGCAGACCUAUUGGGACCCCUUCUGGAGUGUGGGAAAACCCACCUAGUGCCAAGCAGCCCUCCAAAAUGCUAGUCAUCAAAAAAGUUUCCAAAGAAGAUCCUGCUGCUGCCUUCUCUGCUGCAUUCACCUCACCAGGAUCUCACCAUGCAAACGGAAACAAAUUGUCAGCCAUGGUUCCAAGUGUUUAUAAGAACCUGGUUCCUAAGCCUGUACCACCUCCAUCCAAGCCCAGUGCGUGGAAAGCUAACAGAAUGGAACACAAAUCAGGAUCCCUUUCCUCUAGCCGGGAGUCUGCUUUUACCAGUCCAAUCUCUGUUACCAAAUCAGUAGUACUGGCUGGUGGUAUAGUUUUAAGCUCUCCCAAAGAGAGCCCCGCCAGCACCACUCCUCCAAUUGAGAUCAGCUCCUCUCGUCUGACCAAGUUGACCCGCCGAACUACUGACAGGAAGAGCGAGUUCUUGAAGACUCUGAAGGAUGACCGGAAUGGAGACUUCUCAGAGAGCAGAGACUGUGAGAAGCUGGAGGAUUCAGAGGACAACAGCACACCUGAACCAAAAGAAAAUGGAGAGGAAGGCUGUCAUCAGAAUGGUCUUGCUCUCCCCGUAGAAGAUGAAGGGGAGGUCCUCUCUCACUCUUUGGAAGCAGAGCACAGGUUAUUGAAAGCAAUGGGAUGGCAGGAGUAUCCUGAAAAUGAUGAGAAUUGCCUUCCCCUCACAGAGGAUGAGCUCAAAGAGUUCCACAUGAAGACAGAGGAGCUGAGAAGAAAUGGCUUUGGGAAGAAUGGCUUCUUGCAGAGCCGAAGUUCUAGCCUAUUCUCCCCUUGGAGAAACACUUGUAAAGCAGAGUUUGAGGACUCAGAAACGGAAACAAGUAGCAGUGAAACAUCUGAUGACGAUGCCUGGAAGUAGGCAUAUAAAUGCUUACUGUUAAAUCUGACCCAGUAAACUCGGCUUGUGUGUUUAGGGGUUAUACAGAAGAAAUCGUUCUUUUCCUUUUCUUACGUUGUUGUUGAAUACUUCAUGCACAAGGGAAAUAAUCAUAUGCCAAAGAGAGAGAGCGCGAUUGGCUUGUUUAGCUUUUGUUGUUGUUCUUCCCUGUUAUCUGCUUAAUAGGACUUCGUGUGGUGGGAAAGAUUUUUAAAACACACACACAUACACACAAUAUAUUUGGGGCGAUGCACAGGUGGGAGCUGGCAGGACAGAGAGGAGGAGACACUGGUCUGCAGCAGCAGCUUCUACUACCAGCCCUCGGGGCACUCACCCCUGUGCUCAAGCAAUCAUUGUCAAUGACAAAGUGACUAUUGAAUUUAUAAUUGUAUUAAAUUAAUGCUAAUAAUUUGGAUAUUUUAUUUUAUUUCUGCCUGCUCGGGUACCAUUAGCCCUUAACCCAGCAUAUAUGGUUUUUUCACUUUUUUUUUUUUCUUUCUGGGUACAGCUGUAAAAUAUUUGGAUAUAGGAAAUGUGUUAUUCUUGCAGCCUUGAUAUUCAGGGUGGAUUGUAAAAUAUACAUUUUUGUGAGAUUUCAAAGAUUAAGAUUAUUUUGAUAACAUUAUUUACAGAUUUAAAAGAUGUGGUUAUCACAAGUCUGUUGAGGGGGAAAACUACUGCAUAAAAUAACUAACUUGGAA